Cuscuta campestris is the source of this 2731-nucleotide messenger RNA. Lineage: Eukaryota; Viridiplantae; Streptophyta; Magnoliopsida; Solanales; Convolvulaceae. The record is from the annotation of a GenBank genome assembly.
CCCGAGCCACACUGGAAGACUCGAUACUAGACCGGUAAACCCCCCAUUCGUCUUCGUCUAAAACCUCAGGUCAGUCUCCGUUCCAGCCUAACCUUUCCUCUCCAUUUAAACUGCAGAUACUUACGAAAAGCUUUGUUUAGAUCCUCCUGCCGAUUCUCUCUCCCAAAUGAGACUCUGGUGAUCUCUCUGAAGACACAAACAUAAUGGCCUGUCGAGCUCUUUUAAGGAGAAGGAAACUUGUUUCAGACUAUUUGGAACCAUCUGCCCGUUCAUUUCAAAAUUUUCAUUACUUUAGUUCUCUUCAAUCAACUCAUUAUUCUGGAGGGGUUGCCUCUGCUGGAAACUGUCUCUCUCAAGCUUCUAGUCAUUUUGAAGACCGCGAACGGGGUGAAGGGGUUUCAAGCUUCCCCACUUCAACACUGUUAUGGCAUAGAUCUGCUGGAGUCACAUCACAUGACCAUGUUAACGUUGGAAUCAAAAUGCCUGUCAGAUUGGAUAUCAUCUCCCCAAUGGGACAUAAGUUGUUGUCUUCCACUGCUCGUUAUUCUUCAGCUGCAACUGCAAAACAACCCGAUAACAGAAGUGAUGACGAUGAAAAUGAAGCCCAAGUUGCUAAAAUGAAGAAAGAAGCAUCUCCUGAGGAAUGCGAUCAAGCUGUUGAAGGGCUAAGUUCUGUUAAAGCAAAAGCAAAAGCAAAACGCCUCCAAGAAUCUCAGAAGGUUGCCAAAUCUGUCAUACAAAGAGUAUGGGCUACUCUUCUGGGUAUUGGUCCAGCCUUGAAAGCUGUAGCUUCCAUGAGCAGGGAAGAUUGGGCCAAAAAGCUCACUCAUUGGAAGAAGGAGUUUAUUUCAACACUGCAACAUUAUUGGUUGGGUUCUAAGCUUUUGUGGGCUGAUGUGAGGAUCAGUUCAAGACUAUUGUUAAAACUGGCAAAGGGGAAAAGCCUCUCUCGUAGGGAGCGGCAACAACUUACACGUACUACAGCUGAUAUAUUCAGGCUGGUUCCUUUUGCUGUUUUCAUCAUUGUCCCAUUCAUGGAAUUUUUGCUUCCAGUAUUCUUGAAAUUAUUUCCCAACAUGUUACCAUCAACAUUUCAAGACAAGAUGAAAGAACAGGAAGCACUGAAAAGAAAGUUAAAUGCAAGGAUAGAAUAUGCAAAAUUUCUUCAAGACACUGUCAAAGAAAUGGCAAAAGAAGUACAGAAUUCACAGAGCGGGGAUGCAAAGAAAACAGCAGAAGAUCUUGAUGAUUUCUUAGGCAGGGCUAGAAGAGGUGCUCGUGUCUCAAAUGAUGAAAUUUUGGGGUUUGCUAAAUUAUUCAACGAUGAACUCACGCUGGAUAAUAUUAGCAGGCCUCGUUUAGUAAGUAUGUGCAAGUACAUGGGAAUCCGCCCUUUUGGGACAGAUGCUUAUUUGCGAUUUAUGCUACGGAAAAGGUUACAAAGGAUUAAGAAUGAUGAUAAGUUGAUUCAAGCUGAAGGUGUGGAGUCUCUAUCAGAAGCUGAACUCCGUGAGGAAUGUAGGGAACGUGGCAUGCUUGGGCUGCGUUCAGUAGAAGACAUGCGCCAACAGCUUCGUGACUGGUUGGAUUUGUCACUCAAUCAUGCAAUACCAUCUUCAUUGUUGAUCUUGUCUAGAGCCUUCAUUGUGUCUGGAAGAUCCAAGAUAGAAGAGGCUGUUGGGGCAACGCUAUCAUCACUUCCUGAUGAGGUUGUAGACACUGUGGGGAUUACAUCCUUGCCCUCUGAAGAUUCUGUUUCAGAAAGGAGGAGGAAAUUGGAAUACCUUGAGAUGCAAGACGAACUUAUCAGAGAGGAGGAAAAGAAAGAGGAAGAAGAGCAAGCCAAGAAGAAGAAGGAAUCUGCUGGCAGUGAAGAUGAUGUUGCUUUGAAGGAGAUGGUUAUUCCAACGGCUAGAGAUGCCCAAGAGCAAGCUAGGGCAAGAGCACUUGACAAACAAGAGGACCUAUGUGAAAUUAGCCGUGCCCUAGCUGUUCUUGCUUCUGCCUCUUCUGUGAAUCGAGAACGGGAAGAGUUUCUAAGGCUUGUUAAUAAGGAGAUAGAACUUUACAACAGCAUGGUAGAUAAAGAAGGAACUGUAAGUGAAGUAGAUGCUAUGAAUGCAUAUAAAGCUGCUCGUGAAGAAAGCAAUCAGAUGUCCGAAGUUACUGCACAUGACGAUGUGUCUUCUGCUCUUGUAGAGAAGGUUGACGCAAUGCUUCAGAACCUUGAGAAGGAAAUUGAUGAUGUGGAUGCGGAAAUUGGUGACCGCUGGAGAAUCCUUGACAGGGACUACGAUGGGAAGGUGACUCCAGAGGAAUUGGCAGCUGCCACCAAUUAUCUGAAGAAAACUUUGGGAAAAGAAGGGAUUCAAGAUUUCAUUGCCAACCUCUCCAAAGAUGCAGAUGGGAAAAUUCGUGUGGAAGACAUAGUCAAAUUGGGCAGUCGCAUAGAGGAAAUGAGGUCAGAUGACAUGUAGCUAAAAUAUAUUGAAUAGCUCCAUUUUACUACUAUGAAACAGUCAUUGAACUACCCAUCUGGGCUACCCCAUCUUGCUUGCCAAGGUUUAGUGCUUAUAUAGAUUCUAUUUUUGCCAAUUUUAAUAUUUCCUAAAAGUGUUCUUCAUAUGGUACGAUGAAAUAGCAACCUUACCAGCUUUUGAGAAAUUUGGAAACAUGAAUUAUGAGCACGCUACCAAUUGAAGUUCAAAAUGGGUUAUUAGAUAGUUUUUUC